AUGGAGUUCUUCGAGCCAGACCCUACACACUGGCAGUCUGAAUACAGUGAAUUCUUGAAUUCGUUUGAUAAGAAUAGAAAUAAUCUGAAUGAGCUGGGUCUAGAGCAUUGGAAUUCGGAGGGGGAGAGGGGGGCGAAGGAUGAUUGGGAGGAUAACAGGUGGGAUGAUGAUAGGGACAGCUGGUUAAAAAGUCGCGAUACUUACUUUUCCAUGCUUCUUUGGAGAAAGACAAGGAAGGGCGGUUUGCAUGUGUCGGGUCUGCUUUUCGAGAUACUACGCCAAUGGCUCCGCGAUUGCGACCGUCAUCACCAGGAAUGCAAGUCUGAAAUGCAGUUUUGGCCGACAAGGGUCAUUGACGUCGGCAAUACAGACGGAUCUGAAUUGAAGCUGGUGGAUGAGAGCCUAUCUCAGCACCAUCGCGAUACAUAUGUCGCGCUCUCUCAUUGUUGGGGCGGCCCCAGGGACGAGGAAAAGAAGAAGUUCUGUACAACCAGGGACAACCUCGAGAAUCGGCUGAAGGGUUUCGGCAUGAGCGACCUACCGAAGACAUUCCAAGAUGCCGUUCAAGUUACGCGAGCGAUCGGAAAGAGGUAUCUUUGGAUUGACGCCGUAUGCAUCAUCCAAUGCGGCGAUCCUGACUGGGAUAUUGAAUCAAAACGAAUGGAAGAAGUCUUCAGUUCGGCUUACUGCACCAUUGCGGCGAACUCUGCUACCGAUUGGACACAAGGCUUCUUGCGGCAAAGCUCUUCUCAUUUCCCAGUAAAGGGGAAAUUCGGCCGCAAGAUGUAUGCUUGCACUACCAAGCAUGACUUUGAAAGGGAUGUCAAUCAAAGCAAUCUCAAUAAAAGAGCAUGGGUAUUGCAGGAACGGACUUUGUCUUGCCGAACCCUUCAUUUCACAGAGAACCACGCCUACUUUGCCUGCGGCCGCAACAUUAGAUGUGAGGACUUCACAACUUUGGACAGUCCAAAUCGAAAGGAAUACUUCCUUCUGGAUCCUGUUUUCCCCAAACAUCUCACUCGCGCCGGUUAUUAUCGUAUAGUCGAGUUCAUCCAGACUCUCUUCAGCCAGUACGCGUCCGCUGGGCUUACGAACGAAUCUGACAGACAAAUUGCCAUUCUGGGCCUGCUGGAGCGAAUCAAGAAAGUCCUAUCCUCCGACUACGAAUAUGGGACUUUCACAAUAUUUCUCGCCCGCCUUCUUCUGUGGCGAGUGACCGAGAAACACGACGCCACGACCGAUCAAUUUCCUUCCUGGUCCUGGUUGACACACAAUCAUAUCAAGUUCUUCCCGGAUGGUAGUAUCGAGGUCCCAACGACCGACAUUCUUCGGUUUGGCGUCGAACGGCAAUUGCACGCCCAUAUCAGAGAGCUGGACCUUGCUGAAGAUGGCGGCAGCGAUGGACGGGAACACGGUGAAUUGUGGCUGGAUUCAUGGACUGACACACCGCCGCAGUAUUGCGCUGUCGUGGGUAGACUCCGAGACGAGCCUUGGAAGUACUGCUGUAUUUUGCUCUCUUAUGAUGCUAGCAAUGACCGGUACCGGCGGGUCGGGGCUUGCUUGGUUCAAUCCAGAUACCUAUCCCGCGUGUACCAGGAAGGUAUCAUUGUCUGA
Messenger RNA from Fonsecaea multimorphosa CBS 102226, 1614 nucleotides. RefSeq lists its product as uncharacterized. The coding region runs from base 1 to 1614 and encodes 537 amino acids. The record is from RefSeq and is a predicted model, not a curated record. NCBI's taxonomy places the organism in Eukaryota, Fungi, Ascomycota, Eurotiomycetes, Chaetothyriales, Herpotrichiellaceae. The transcript is spliced from 2 exons.